This is a messenger RNA of Gadus macrocephalus (Pacific cod), 963 nucleotides long. RefSeq lists its product as uncharacterized. Gene Ontology annotation, biological process: regulation of transcription by RNA polymerase II. NCBI's taxonomy places the organism in Eukaryota, Metazoa, Chordata, Actinopteri, Gadiformes, Gadidae. Bases 273 to 947 code for a protein of 224 amino acids. Gene Ontology annotation, cellular component: nucleus; transcription regulator complex. The transcript has 3 exons. The record is from RefSeq and is a predicted model, not a curated record.
CCCAGUUCAGACCAAAGAUUCACCUUGCAACGGCUUGCAACGAGACGGUUUUAGAACGUCGCAGGGGCGGUGUGAACGGGUCGUUGCAAGCCGUUGCAAGGAGUUGCAAGGCGUCGCCAGAGAUUGAACAUGUCAAAUCGCAAGGUCCAGUUUUAGAACGCGGCGAUUUAACUAUUCCUCUUCAGCCAAUCACAGCACAGAACAACUUGUACGUCACGGCCUUACUCCGUCCCGGUACCGUACUGUCCACUCCAGCAUAAAAAGAUCCGAAGAUGGCAGACUUCUGGUCCGAGGAGAGGGAGGAGAAAUUAAUUCGGUUGUUGGAGGAUCAACCUGUGUUAUACGAUGUUGCCAGCAAGGGGUACAGCAACAGGGACAGCAAGAGGAGAGCCUGUUGUGAGAUUGCGGUGGCAAUUGGUGUAUCCGAAAAAGAGGUAGGCAAGAAAAUCCACUCCCUCAGGACUCAGUACAACCGGUACAGCAAGGCACCAGCUUCGGGGAGUGCCGGUGGGAGAACUGGCAGGCAGGACUGGGUACUCAGGAGGUACUCUUUCCUGGAGCCAUAUAUAAGGAAGAGAGCUUCUUCGUCCAACGUGGAUGAAAAGAUUGUUGAAAGAGAGAGUGAUGACGUGGAGGGACUGGACGAGGAAGAGGACGUGGAAGUAGAGGAGAGCAGUGAACCUGAGGGACAAGGCAGCACCUGCCUUGUCCCUCAGGUUCAGAAGGUCGCAGGCAGUAAAAGAAAGAGGCAAACAGAAAAGCAAGAAGAUGAGGUCCUAAGUGCCGUUGGCAAUUUUCUGCGAAACAGGACAGAACAGAGGGAGGAGGACACAAUGUCAAUCUUUUGUAAGAACCUCGAGAUGAAAAUGAGGCGAAUCAAGGACCCAAAUAUUUUAUUAGAUUUAGAGCACCAGCUGGAGGAAGGGCUGCUACCAGGCUUCACUUAAAGAUAGAGACAACCAA